GCAGUAUAAAACCCGGUUUUCAGGCUUUAUCCGACUCGCUGUAGUAAUCCCAGCGAGAGACAGAGGGAGUGAGCGGGCGCGCCCGCUAGGGUGGAAGUGCAGAGCGAGCCGAGCGAGCCGAGUGGCGCUUCGGGCGCCCGGGGAAGAGAGAUCCGGAGCGAAAAGGGGCUUCGCCUCCGGCCCAGCCGCCCCCAUCCCACCCGGCCCGCCGACCCGUGCCGGCCGGGCACAGCCCCCUGCCGUACCCACGAAACUUUGCCCAUUGCUGCGGGCGGACACUUCCCCUGGAACUUACAAGACCCGAGCGAGAGCGCGACUCUCCGGACGCGGAGGGGCUAUUCUGCCUAUUUGGGAAGACACUUCUCCCGCCGCUGCCCGCGACCGGCUCCUCUGAAAGGCGCUCCUCGCUGCUUUUUGGACGCUGGAUUUCCUUCGUAUAGUGGAAAACCCGCAGGCUGCCGCGAUGCCCCUCAACGUCAGCUUCGCCAACAGGAACUAUGACCUCGACUACGAUUCGGUACAGCCUUAUUUCUACUGCGACGAAGAGGAGAACUUCUACCAGCAGCAGCAGCAGAGCGAGCUGCAGCCGCCGGCCCCCAGCGAGGAUAUCUGGAAGAAAUUCGAGCUGCUGCCCACCCCGCCGCUGUCCCCGAGCCGCCGCUCGGGGCUCUGCUCGCCCUCCUACGUUGCAGUCGCGUCCUUCUCCCCCAGGGGGGACGACGACGGCGGCGGCGGCAGCUUUUCCACCGCUGACCAGUUGGAGAUGGUGACCGAGCUGCUGGGAGGGGACAUGGUGAACCAGAGCUUCAUCUGCGACCCGGACGACGAGACCUUCAUCAAAAACAUCAUCAUCCAGGACUGCAUGUGGAGCGGCUUCUCGGCCGCCGCCAAGCUGGUCUCUGAGAAGCUAGCCUCCUACCAGGCUGCGCGCAAGGACAGCAGCAGCCCGAGCCCCGCCCGCGGGCCCGGAGGCUGCUCCACCUCCAGCCUGUACCUGCAGGACCUGAGCGCCGCCGCCUCCGAGUGCAUCGACCCCUCCGUGGUCUUCCCCUACCCGCUCAACGACAGCAGCUCGCCCAAGCCCUGCGCCUCCCCGGACUCCGCCGCCUUCUCUCCGUCCUCGGACUCUCUGCUCUCCUCGGCCGAGUCGUCCCCGCGGGCCAGUCCCGAGCCCCUGGCGCUCCAUGAGGAAACACCACCCACCACAAGCAGCGACUCCGAGGAAGAACAAGAGGAUGAAGAAGAAAUUGAUGUCGUUUCUGUGGAAAAAAGGCAGCCCCCUGCCAAAAGGUCAGAAUCGGGGUCACCCUCCACAGGAAGCCACAGCAAACCCCCUCACAGCCCGCUGGUUCUUAAGAGAUGCCAUGUGUCCACCCAUCAGCACAAUUACGCAGCGCCCCCCUCCACCAGGAAGGACUAUCCAGCUGCCAAGAGGGCUAAGUUGGACAGUGGCAGAGUCCUGAAACAGAUCAGCAACAACCGCAAAUGUGCCAGCCCCAGGUCUUCAGACACAGAGGAGAAUGACAAGAGGCGGACACACAACGUCUUAGAACGCCAGAGGAGAAACGAGCUGAAACGGAGCUUCUUUGCCCUGCGUGACCAGAUCCCAGAGUUGGAAAACAAUGAAAAGGCCCCCAAGGUAGUCAUCCUUAAAAAAGCCACCGCAUAUAUCCUGUCUGUCCAGACAGAAGAGCAGAAGCUCAUUUCAGAAAAGGACUUGUUGCGGAAGCGGCGAGAACAGUUAAAACACAAACUUGAACAGCUAAGGAACUCUGGUGCCUAAGUUCACCUAUUGGAGGGAGGAACUGGAAUUGCUCAUGAAUUCUCAUUUGUUACUAAGAGAAAGUAAGGAAAAAGGUUCCUUCUGACAGAACUGUAGCAACCUCUCCUAUCUGAACUUUUUUCAAAUGCAUGUUCAAGUGCAACCUCACAACCUUGGCUAAGUCUUAGGAUUGAAAGGUUUAGCCAUAAUGUAAACUGCCUCAAAUGGAACUUUGGACAUAAAAGAACUUUUUUUAUGCUUGCCAUCUUUUUUUUUUUCCUUUAACAGAUUUGUAUUUAAGAAUUGUUUUUAAAAAAUCGUAAAGUUUACCCCAUUUCCCCAUGUAAAUAUGGCCAUUAAAUGUAAAUAACUUUAAUAAAACGUUUAUAGCAGUUAUACAAGAAUUCAAACCAUGUAUUAUAAACCAUAAUUUUUUUUAUUUAAGUACAUCAUCCUUUUUAAAGUUGAUUUUUUCUAUUGUUUUUAGAAAAAAUAAAAUACCUGGCAAAUAUAUAAUUGAGCCAAAUCUUA
Lutra lutra (Eurasian river otter) is the source of this 2293-nucleotide messenger RNA. RefSeq names its product MYC proto-oncogene, bHLH transcription factor (gene MYC). The coding region runs from base 464 to 1783 and encodes 439 amino acids. Lineage: Eukaryota; Metazoa; Chordata; Mammalia; Carnivora; Mustelidae. The record is from RefSeq and is a predicted model, not a curated record. The transcript is spliced from 3 exons. Gene Ontology annotation, molecular function: RNA polymerase II cis-regulatory region sequence-specific DNA binding; DNA-binding transcription factor activity, RNA polymerase II-specific; protein dimerization activity. Gene Ontology annotation, biological process: positive regulation of cell population proliferation; regulation of transcription by RNA polymerase II.